AUGCCUCGACCUGCUGCCAAACAUCACCAGCCUUUUCGGAAACGACCAGCCCCUGCAAAAAACCGUGAGGAACCUAGCAGCGAUGACGAUUCCCCAGAGCAGCUCACGAAAGAUGAACAACGAGCAUUAAAGCGAUUUAAAGCCGGAAUGGAUGAUGACGGAAGUGACGCAACCAACGAUGAUAGCGGCCCUGAGGAGGUCGACAUCGGCGGCGGCAGGCAAGGCGACGAAGAGGAUGAGACUGGCGAGGACGAGGAAGAGGACGACAGCGAUGAUAGCACAGGGGAAGGAGAUCACAGUGACGACGACGACCGGACUCUUGAAGAGCAGGUGGCCGACGUGCCGUUCGAGGUGCUGGAGGCGCUCCGGCAGGACGGCCGGGGGCUGGCAGCGGAAGCAGCGGACAAAGGCACAUGCGAGGCGGAGGGAGAGGUUCGUGAUCCCCGGUUCGACUCCACCUCGGGCCCACCUCCCACGGACACCUUUCGCCGGAGGUACGCCUUCCUGUACAACGAGUCCUUGCCUCAGGAGAAGUCCGAGCUGCAGGCCAAGAUAAAGAAGGAGAAGAACCCCAAGUUCAAAGCGCAGCUACAG
This is a messenger RNA of Volvox carteri f. nagariensis, 594 nucleotides long. RefSeq lists its product as uncharacterized. NCBI's taxonomy places the organism in Eukaryota, Viridiplantae, Chlorophyta, Chlorophyceae, Chlamydomonadales, Volvocaceae. The annotation marks the transcript as partial. The record is from RefSeq and is a predicted model, not a curated record. Gene Ontology annotation, cellular component: nucleolus; 90S preribosome. Gene Ontology annotation, biological process: maturation of SSU-rRNA from tricistronic rRNA transcript (SSU-rRNA, 5.8S rRNA, LSU-rRNA). The transcript is spliced from 5 exons.